AUGCGUGAAGUUAUCAGCUUGAACGUUGGCCAAGCCGGUUGCCAGAUCGCCAACAGCUGCUGGGAGCUGUACUGCCUUGAGCACGGCAUCCAGCCCGAUGGCUACCUGACUGAAGAGCGCAAGGCCAACAAUGACGAUCAAGGCUUCUCCACUUUCUUCUCCGAGACUGGCAACGGCAAGUACGUCCCACGCACCAUCUACGCCGAUCUCGAGCCCAAUGUCGUCGACGAGGUCCGCACCGGUCCCUACCGCAGUCUGUUCCACCCGGAGCACAUGAUCACAGGCAAGGAGGAUGCUUCGAACAAUUACGCUCGUGGGCACUACACCGUGGGCAAGGAGUUGAUCGACGAGGUCUUGGACAAGGUCAGGCGCGUGGCGGACAAUUGCUCUGGUCUUCAGGGUUUCCUCGUCUUCCACUCCUUCGGCGGUGGCACCGGCUCCGGUUUCGGUGCCCUGCUCAUGGAGCGCUUGUCAGUCGACUACGGCAAGAAGUGCAAGCUUGAGUUCUGCGUCUACCCGGCCCCACAGGUCGCUACUUCGGUCGUCGAGCCGUACAACUCCAUCCUCACGACACACACUACACUUGAGCACUCGGACUGCUCGUUCAUGGUCGACAAUGAGGCCAUCUACGACAUCUGCCGUCGCAACCUUGGCAUCGAGCGCCCCAACUACGAGAACUUGAACCGCCUGAUCGCACAGGUCGUCUCCUCCAUCACCGCCUCUCUCCGCUUCGACGGCUCCUUGAACGUCGACCUCAACGAGUUCCAGACCAACCUCGUUCCAUACCCUCGCAUCCACUUCCCGCUUGUCGCCUACGCACCAAUCAUCUCUGCCGCUCGCGCCGCCCACGAGGCCAACAGCGUUCAGGAGAUCUCUAUGUCCUGCUUCGAGCCAAACAACCAGAUGGUGAAGUGUGACCCGCGCAACGGCAAGUACAUGGCCACUUGCCUCCUCUACCGCGGUGAUGUCGUGCCCAAGGACACUCACCAGGCCGUCGCCACUCUCAAGACUAAGCGGACCAUCCAGUUCGUCGACUGGUGCCCCACUGGCUUUAAGCUCGGCAUCUGCUACCAACCUCCUCAGGUCGUCCCCAACGGUGACUUGGCCAAGGUCAACCGCGCCGUCUGCAUGUUGUCCAACACCACCGCCAUCGCGGAGGCCUGGUCCGCUCUCUCACACAAGUUCGACCUCAUGUACAGCAAGCGUGCUUUCGUUCACUGGUAUGUCGGUGAGGGUAUGGAGGAGGGUGAAUUCAGCGAGGCCCGUGAGGACUUGGCUGCGCUCGAGCGCGACUACGAGGAAGUUGCCGCUGAUUCUGCUGAGGGUGAUGAGGGUGGUGAGGCCGAGUACUAG
Molecule: messenger RNA, 1353 nt
Organism: Recurvomyces mirabilis
Lineage: Eukaryota; Fungi; Ascomycota; Dothideomycetes; Mycosphaerellales; Teratosphaeriaceae
Gene: TUB1
Product: alpha-tubulin
Exons: 4
Coding region: 1-1353 (450 amino acids)
Biological process (GO): nuclear migration by microtubule mediated pushing forces; microtubule cytoskeleton organization; nuclear division
Cellular component (GO): nucleus; cytoplasm; spindle
Molecular function (GO): GTP binding; structural constituent of cytoskeleton
Source: RefSeq, a predicted model, not a curated record